This is a messenger RNA of Xenopus laevis (African clawed frog), 5252 nucleotides long. RefSeq names its product RAB4B member RAS oncogene family L homeolog (gene rab4b.L). Gene Ontology annotation, molecular function: G protein activity; GTP binding; GTPase activity. The record is from RefSeq and is marked provisional. Gene Ontology annotation, biological process: Rab protein signal transduction. Lineage: Eukaryota; Metazoa; Chordata; Amphibia; Anura; Pipidae. Gene Ontology annotation, cellular component: endosome; early endosome membrane; plasma membrane.
GGAAGGAGAAGAAUCAGAGAGACCGGGCCCUGGGGCCGGUGGAGUAGGAGAGGGGCCUAAAAGAGAAACAUGUCUGAGACAUACGACUUUCUGUUCAAGUUCCUUGUCAUUGGCAGUGCUGGGACAGGGAAGUCCUGCCUUCUUCAUCAGUUUAUUGAAAGUAAAUUUAAACAAGAUUCAAACCAUACAAUCGGAGUGGAGUUUGGAUCUCGAAUUGUAAAUGUCGCUAGUAAAUCUGUUAAGCUGCAGAUCUGGGAUACAGCAGGACAGGAGAGAUUCAGGUCGGUAACUCGUAGUUACUACAGAGGAGCAGCUGGAGCACUGCUAGUUUAUGACAUUGCAAGCCGAGAAACCUAUAAUGCUCUUACCAACUGGUUGACAGACGCCAGGACUCUGGCCAGCCCGAAUAUUAUUAUUAUCUUGUGUGGAAACAAGAAAGAUUUGGAUGCUGAUCGAGAGGUGACAUUCCUUGAGGCAUCCCGCUUCGCUCAGGAGAAUGAACUGAUGUUUUUGGAAACUAGUGCGCUGACUGGAGAGAAUGUGGAAGAAGCUUUUUUAAAAUGUGCCAGAACGAUACUAAAUAAAAUAGAAUCAGGAGAGCUUGAUCCAGAGAGGAUGUGGUCUGGGAUCCAGUAUGGCGAUGCCUCACCACGACAUGCAAAGCACUCUCAUGGCACUCAACAGCAGAACAGGCAACAGUGCAAUUGCUAAUGCAACUACAAGAAAGGAGUUUAUCAGUUUAGACAUAGCAGCUUGCCUUGGAAGCUUGCUCAUCCUUUUCCAAGUAAUUUAAAGCACUUGUCCUUACUACAGGAUUCAUCUUGUUCCAUGUUCUGUGUUUGGAAGCCCAUGUGACGGCAUCCUUCCUGAUAUGGCUCCUUACGCACUAAAAACAUUGGAGAGAAGUAUCACAUCUUUGUCAGUCACUGUGACCACCAUUUCCUCCAAGUGGAUGAAAAGCCAAAUAAUUCAGCCCAGUGUCAGCUCCCAUUCCAUCCCAAGAAGGAACUGUGGUUAUUAUAAUAAACAUACAUAUGUAAGCACCAAAAAAUUAAAUGUUAUAUAUUACAGUAAUCAGGAUCAAAGGAACACAGUAGUCAGUGUACUCCUUAUGCAUGAAGAAUGAUUGCUAUUUGUGCUCCCAAUGCACCCUGUAUCAGAGCUGACAUUUAAUACAUAUAAUUUUUGUAUUAGAUCAGCUUUUUUUGCUGCAUAUACCCAGUUUAUUAAGACCAGUGUACACACACCUAAAUAUAUACUGAUGUAGAAAUUCUUGUUCAUUUUAGUUUUAUCUUGGCAACUGCAGUUUGUCAUAGAUCUUUCCUUGGAGGCAAAUAAUCUUUGGUUCUACUGUAUUUUAUAUUUAUAUGGGUGCUUGUUGUGAGUUUAUGCAUAACCUCUGCCCCUCCGGUUGUUGAAAAAUAGCCACAGCUGCAGUGUAAGGUUUGUCAUUAUCAUCCUAUGCAUUUCACAACAGUUAUCUGGUUCAGCUUUACUCCAGCUGUAAAAUAUACUGUAUUCUAAUGCUACAAAUCAAUAUCCUCUGUGAAGUCAUACUGUAACAUUUGAAUAUCUACAGUCAUGAAAGAAAUCAACAUCUUGCUAAAACUUGAGAUAUGUUAAGGUUUUUUUCCUCCUCACUCCACUUUAUCUUCUGUCUUAAGGAGUGCAAAGGAAAGUUAUGCCUCUUAGCCUUCUGAAAUGCAUGGCAAGCAAAAUUCAAUUGACUGCCGAAAACCUUAUAUCUGAGGGUUACAGCAUGCCCUUUUAUAUCCAGCUGAGAUAUUUAUGUGAGUUCUUGAAAUUUGUAGGCCAUGAUUACAUGAUACAAAAUUUUACUGCAUAAUGUUACAGCUACAUCAGAAAGCUUCAUGUUUUCAUCUGCUGCUGUUCAUAUUUUUUUUUCAGUUUUUAAUUAUAUAAUUCUCCAUUGUGAUAAUGUGUGCUAUCAUUUUAAUGCCUUUAAAUUAAGUGCAAGAUUCUUAUGAAAAUUUUACUUUAGUGUACUUUCACUGAAAACUUGGCUGGCAUAACAUCUUGCAUAGGAAAGUGCAUAUAUGCGUGUGUGGGUGCUUGAAUGUAUGUAUGCAUGUAUCUCCUAGAAACAUUCCUCGCCUACACUCCUUAGUUAUCACUGAGAUGGACGUUACAAGAAAUUAUGCUGUACUAUAUUUUUGCAUCGUUUAAAUUGGUUGUGUAUUAAAUAAAACCUGACUAAGAUUUGGUUUGUGCCACUCAGAGAGAAAUGCUGGAAAAAUUGCAUGCAAUUCCUUAUACUGAACAGAAUGCUGGAAGCACUGAAUUGUUGUUAUUCAAGAGAAAAUAAUAUGAUUCUUACAGAUUAUCGUUACCAUUUCAUAGAUCUUUUGGCUCUUUUAUAUCAUAAAUAUGCCAGUCCUUGGCUCAGUCACUUCUUACAUGGUACCAACUGUUUAAACUAAUUGACUGGUUGACACCACUUCUACCUUUAACCUAUUAAAUAUGUUACUCGUUUUUCAGAAAGUGACUUUAAUUACAAACCAAAACCAUUGGAAUAUAGUGCAUGCUGCAUAAAACCAAAAUGUAGGCUUUAAUGUAGUACUAACUGCUCCAUGUUUAUUUCAUACUGUAUAAAGAUGGUUUUAACAUGGAAGCAAUAAGAAGCAUUUAAAUGACAGGGAAAGCUAAAUAAAAAGUACUGCCUAUAACAAAAUCCACUUCAUUUUAUUCUAAAAUUGCUUACUUACAACUUUCCCACCUUCAUCUGCAUAAAACUAAAACUUUCUGCAAAUCUUCUACUUGGCUUAUAUCUACCCAUACUGCAAUUGUCCUCUAUCCUAAAGCCAUCAGCAUAGAGCAUGCAUAAUCUAGUACGCUGAAGGCUUUUGCAUGUGCAUCAUUAAAAUGUGAAGCAGGGAACAUCAAGUAGAGAAUUUCAUUAUAAUGGGCACUGUAAACCAAAGCACCCUACAGCUUUUCAAUAUGCACUUUGUAAAUCUAGUGUUUUAAAGGGAAUGGGGGUGUUGUUGUGAGUAAAAGGUGAUUUUGGUAUUUUACUUCUCCUUUAAUACAAUAUUUUAUGAGAGUAUCCAUUUAAUAUAAAGCCUACACACUGACUUUCUAUAAAGGAUUGUCUAUCAUAGACGGGACUUGGCAACUACUGUUUCUUAUAUAGCAUAGAACUGUCAAUCCCAUUUAUGACGUCACUGGUGUUGCUAGAUCACUAGAGUCAUAAUCUCUUAAAAUAUUCUACAUUGUGUGUUAGGCAUAAGAGCCUUAGCCCAAAUCUGGCCUCCCAAAAUGAAGUUGAUAGGACAAGAACACACAUUUGUAUAAUCUUUAAUAUGGGAUUCAUUUCUCCAGGUCUUUAGUCUAAAGUUUCCAUCAAUGAAGCUUUGUUACAAAUUAGCAAACCCAUUUAAACAUUAAACCUAUCUCUGUUAUCAUGGCGUGCUGCUUCAUGGUAGGACUUACAAAUGACAUGGCAUUGUCACUAAUUAAUCUGUGCAUCUAUAUCACAUACAUAAACGGUUAGUGACUCUGCAUGGCUUGUCCUUGUGAUUCAGUUGUUGACCACAAUACCAGAUACUGGGAUCAGCCUUUUUCAGACCAACACUUGGAUGGUUAGAUCUAGUGAAGCAUUGAUGACCUGGCCAAAACCAAAAAAAAUAUUUUUUAACCCAGCAGUUUGAUUCUUCUUAAGGUCCCCAUAGACACAAAGAUUUCUCUUGCCGAACGACCGAUUUUAGUGAAGUCCGACCAAUCCAUCGAAAUUAUCGUGCGGUUAGUGGGAUUUGAACGAUCGAACAUCUUACGAUUUUUCGGCCGACAUCUGUCAGAAAAUUGAUCGGCCAGGUUAAAAAAUCUUUAUCGUCCCAGUGCAAUCUAUCUAUGUUUGCAGGGACAAGCAGGCAGCUCCCCUUUGUUUUCCUGGCAAAUUGGUCUUUUUAGUUGAUGGAAAAUUUGUACGAUCGUUUCGAGGUAAUCGUGGUCUCACGAUGAUGAUCUUUUUAAAAUCUUUACAUCUAUGGCCAGUCCAGGAGAGGUCUAAUGUUUCAUCUGGGGCUCAGUUUAAUCAUAAGAAGGCUACUGUACAUAUAUUUGAAAACAUUGCUGUAUUAGCCAUUUAGGCAUUAUUUCGAAAAAUAUCUAUUACUGCAAAUAAGCUUUCAUUGUAAUUGAGCAUCAGGCUAAGUUUUCUAGGAGAAACGAAGAAAGGGUUUCCAUCUAAAGUAUUAACAUCUCACUAUGAAUAGGUGUUCUGGAAACCACAAGGAACUGACCCAUAGCACUCCAUGUAUCCGUUCAUAACCCUAACAAACUGACACGUACACAUACGCUUGUGUUUUCCUAAGAAAACUAUAAUGAGAAUUUUGCGUGACAAUCUCCUCUUGUCUUCCUGGGAGGAAGAGGGAGGGGAGGUAGAGGAGAAAAUAGGGCAGGAAGUUUUGGUGAGAAGGUUAACUUUCCGCUGAUUUGUCUGCAUCUUCCAGGAAAAAAUUGUGUUGGAGAGUAGAGAGAUUUGGACUGUUAAAAUCAUAAUGCUUAUGGGGUUAUAAGAGCUGAUUCUCAAGUCAAAAAUUGAGAUCUGGUGGAUCCAAAGUUACUGAGAGUCAAACUAAAUGUCUUUCUAAAAAUCUAUAUACAGUAAAUAUUGGGACAGAGAUCUUUUUUCCCCACAGUUCAAAAUCAAUUGCAUUUGUCUGCGCUCAGUUUGUCAUUGUGUUUGUAAUGUGUACUCCAGUGUGCUAUAUGUAUUUGGCUAUAAAGUCUGCUGCAUUUUCUUCUGCAUGCCCGCUUCAUUGCUAUCAUCUGUAUGUCAUAAUGCAUAAAUAAUUUUCUCUACUGUUUAUAUCCGCUGCCUAAUAAACCAUUGCAUUAUUUCUAUUAUAUUCUACUGUCUUAUUCUCUUCAUCUUCACUGUUACUAAGAUAUUUAAUGUAUCUUCACCUCUGUGUUGCUCUGCAAUGGCUGAAUCUAUUGCCUGGUCUUUCAUCUCCAUAAGCUGAGUAGGCCAUCUCUCUGUAUGCCUUUUUCGUUAUCUGUUGAGAUUUUUCAUAAACGUUCACCAUCUGCCUGUCCGUUCCUAAAGUCUAGAUUUUUACUAUUUACUCAGAAUCCUUCCUGUUCUGCUCAAGAAAUAAUUGUGGUAAGCUAUUGUGUAAUAAUGAGAAAUAGUUUGUGUAGCACAUUUACAGCAAGACUUGAGCUGUACAUUAUUGAUUUAUCAAGUCUCUAUCUACUUCGAUUAAAGUUUUUCCAGAAAAAAAAAA